This is a messenger RNA of Trichomonas vaginalis G3, 607 nucleotides long. RefSeq names its product organellar and viral DNA polymerase type B. Gene Ontology annotation, biological process: DNA replication. NCBI's taxonomy places the organism in Eukaryota, Parabasalia, Trichomonadida, Trichomonadidae. The record is from RefSeq and is a predicted model, not a curated record. The transcript has a single exon. Gene Ontology annotation, molecular function: nucleotide binding; DNA binding; DNA-directed DNA polymerase activity. The annotation marks the transcript as partial.
AUGUUUAACUUACAAACAGGACCGAAAGAAGUAUUUCCAUAUAACUACUACAGCAGUGUUUUGUUAGCAAAUGACAACAGAACUGGUGUCAUUUCUGAAGCAUGUAAGUUUAUCCAUGAUGCAGAUACAUUUAUGAAGAACAUAGAUUCCAUCAAAGGUUGCAGAAUAGAUGAAAACCACUUCGACUUAGAAAAAUAUAGCACGUUUUACUGCAAACAAGAUGUAAGAAUUUUAAGAGAAGGUUUUGUAAAGUUCCGCAAUGACUUAUUGAAAGAGUUUGAUUUAAACGUUUAUGACUACGUUAGUAUUUGUUCUAUUGCUAACAAAUUGUUUGAGAACAGAGUAUACUUCCCGAAUGGAAAUCUUUAUGACCUCUCAAAUAAACCAAGAGAAUUUAUUUCGAGAUGCAUUCAAGGUGGAAGAUGUAUGUUGUCAGAUAACAUGAAACAAAAGAGCAAAAAGAAACUCAUUGCUGACUUCGACACUGUUUCAUUAUAUCCUUCAGCUAUAGCAAGACUUUAUACUUUAGAAGGAAUUCCAAAAGUAUUGAAGGAUGAGAUGCUAAGCACAGAGUAUCUCAUGAGACAUUUAUUCGAUGAUGACCAAA